AUGAAUAUGUCUGAAGUAAAAUCGUCUUCGAUUUACUCUUCAAAAAAGAGUUUUUCAUACGAUAGAGAAUUAUCAUCUACAACCUAUCAAAUAACAAAAAACAGAGAUGAAAUAAUAAAAAAUAAAGUGUACUGUCCUAUUGAGCUAAAAAAUGUGUAUAGGCUUCUAGAGGAUAGCGACCAAUUAUUGAAGAAUAAAGGAUACAGCUCGGAAGAGCUAAUUGCGCAUAAAAACAAAAUAAAUGAGUUUAUGCUUUUGUGUGCAAAUUACAAAGUUAAUAUUAACAAUCCAAAUAAACAUGAGCUAAAAAAGACAUACAACUCCAUUGAGCAGAAUAUGCAGUAUUUAAAUAAGCAUAUAGAGACAGCUAGAAAGGAUAGCAUUCUUUUAAAAAAAAAGCUAAAAAAAUCUACAGAUCCCUUAUUUCUUUCUACCUUAGAACAAAAAAAUAAACAAGUUUGUUUAGAUAUAGAAAAUAAAAAGAAAGAGAUCAAACUUUUAAAAGAUAGCAUAAGGAAAAAUGAAAAACUGCUGGACUCAAAUAAAAAAAAGCCGAACAAAAUUGCCUUAGAAAAGGAGUAUAAAAACUUGUUGAGUCAGCAAUCAACCUUAUGUUCUCGGUUGAUACAACUCCAGAACGGAAAUAAGCUGUACGAGGAAAAUAUUUGCAAAAUAGAUACCCAGUUUGAGGAAAUAAAAAGGAAAAUGAGCGAGCUGAAGAUAGAUAUAAAGAAAGAAGACGAGAACUUUGUAAACGCAGAAAACGAAGUGUCAAAAGAAAAUUUAGAAAAAAAAAUUUUUACCCUUAAUACAAAAAGAGACGAAUUAAAAAAAGAAAAAAAUAGUAUCAUAAACAAUUUAACUAUUACAUUAGGAAAAUUAAAAAAACAAAUAGCCAACUUGGAAAGUGAAAAAAUAAAUUUAUUAAAUGAAGAAAAAAGCAAUAUAGAUAAACUGCAAAUUUUAAAAAGGACGUUAAUAAACGCAAAAAUAGGGAAAAGCAAUAAAAGUGAAGCUAGGUCAAGGCAUGUACCUAGAAAAAACGUUACAGAUAAAAGGGAAGAUAACAUUAGUGAGAUUACGAAAAGGGAUGGCGCAAAGAGAGAUGACGAAAAAUGGGACGACACACAAUGUGUUAAUGCAAAAUUCCUUAAUGCACGCAAAAAGAAAGUUAAAGAAAACCUCGUAAUUAAUCCGAAAUAUGCUCAAGAAAAGGAUUUUAUCGAAGGAUUAUUAGAAGAAAAAGAUGCCUAUCCAUUCAGUGAAGGAGACGAAGAAGAAGAUGAAAAAGAAAAAGAAAAUGAAAAUGAAGAAGUUGAACAUGAGCAUGAACACGAACACGUAGGUGAACCAGAUACUCACUCAAAAAAGUACACAGAAGAACUACUUAACCGACCAGUAAAAUAUUCCACUUCCAAAAAAUUAAACAAAAAUAAUGGCUCCGAAAAACAAAAAAAAAAAAAAGAAAUUUUUUUGCCCAUAUUUGAAGAAGACAUACUUUUAAAGCUUCAACAAAAAGUGAAUGAAAAGUUGAACCGAGAUGAAGAUGAAGAUAUACAUGCAGAAGAGGCAUUGGAAGGAGUACAGAAGAAGGCGGACAGCAUAGCAGAGACGAAUGAACAGUUGAGAAAAAAUGAGGAUAAGUACCCGGAGAAGGAAGCGAAUAAGUACACGGAGUGGGAAGCGAAUAAGUACACGGAGUGGGAAGCGAAUAAGUACACGGAGUGGGAAGCGAAUAAGUACACGGAGUGGGAAGCGAAUAAAUACACGGAUGUUGAACCAAAGGAAUAUGCCGAGGGGUCUAAAAAUUGGAAAGAUCAUGAUGAUAUGCAUGAUUUAAGUAACGACAUACCCCUCGAGGUUUUGGAAAUACAAGACAUUACCGCUAAAGAAGAAGAUGUACAAGAUCAAAUAUGCAAUGACAGGAUUGAAGGGGUAACUGGUGCACCUAGAAAAGGCGUACACCUUGAAUUGCACACUGGUGAGGUAAAUGUAGUACCAAGUGACACAGUAAAUGACGAAGUAAAUGACGAAGUAAAUGACGCAGUAAGUGACGCAGUAAGUGACGCAGUACGUGACGCAGUAAGUGACAUCCCAAAUGUAGUACCAAGUGAUGUAGUAAGUGACGUCUCAAACGGUGCAAUAUGUUAUGUCUCAAACGGUGCAAUAAGUUAUGUCCCAAACGGUGCAAUAAGUUAUGUCCCAAACGGUUCAAUAAGUUAUGUCUUAAACGGUGCAAUAAGUUGUGUCCCCAAAGGUACAAUAAGUGAUGUACCUAAUGAGGUAGUAAGUGACGUAGUAAGUAACGUCGCUAAUGACUCAGCUAGUAAUUCGGCUAGUGACAUAUCUAAUAUCGCCCCUAAUGACAAAGUUUCGUAUGAGUACAAUAACAUGCACGAUGCUGUACACGAAGAAGAUAAUAUUGACGUACAUAAAAAAACAAAAGAAAAUAAAAUAAAUUUAAAAAAUAAAAAUAAUAAUACUAUAUCUCAAAAAAAUAAUAAUUAUGAAAUACAAAAUGAAUUUAACAAAUUCACACAAAAUAAUGGAAAACAGCAAAAUGAUCAAAGGCAGAAAAAUAGCGAAACGUGGAAAAAUGAUGGAAAACAACAAAACAACGAAGCGCUACAAAGAAGUGAAAUGUCGGAAGUUAAAGAAGGAACACAUGAUAAAGAAAUACAUCCUUUUAAUGAAGGUCACUCACUGCAUGAUAUUCAAGAAGGCAAUGAAAUGCAUAAUGUAUAUAAAGAACAUAAAGAUGAGGAAACAGAAGAGGGUUCAGAAAUACAUAAAAGUAUUGAAAUCUAUGGAGUAUGUGAAAGGAAGGAUUCUAAAAAAAAUCAAGUUGGCAUUGAAUCAAAGGAGAUUGAUGAUACACAGGAAAUUAAUAAAACACAAGAAAAUUAUGAAACACAUGAAGCCAAUGAAAUACAUGAAUGCCAUUUUACGAAAGAAAUACACAAAAUACAGGAAGGAAGUCAAGUACAUGAAAUUUAUGAAACAAAAGGAAAUGACCAUGUACAAGAUGUUCAAAAGGUGCAAGAAUACCAUCAAAAUGAAGAACCGCUCGAUGAAACAGAUAUUAAGGAAAAACUUAAGACUGCUGGAUUAUAA
This is a messenger RNA of Plasmodium malariae, 3114 nucleotides long. RefSeq names its product conserved Plasmodium protein, unknown function. The record is from RefSeq and is a predicted model, not a curated record. Lineage: Eukaryota; Apicomplexa; Aconoidasida; Haemosporida; Plasmodiidae. The coding region runs from base 1 to 3114 and encodes 1037 amino acids. The transcript has 4 exons.